This is a messenger RNA of Sabethes cyaneus, 2346 nucleotides long. Its product is annotated as mutS protein homolog 5-like. NCBI's taxonomy places the organism in Eukaryota, Metazoa, Arthropoda, Insecta, Diptera, Culicidae. Gene Ontology annotation, cellular component: nucleus. The transcript has 2 exons. The coding region runs from base 1 to 2346 and encodes 781 amino acids. Gene Ontology annotation, biological process: mismatch repair; chiasma assembly. The record is from RefSeq and is a predicted model, not a curated record. Gene Ontology annotation, molecular function: mismatched DNA binding; ATP-dependent DNA damage sensor activity; ATP binding.
AUGCACGAACCGGCGGCCGCUGCUGCUGAUGCGAACAAAAUCCUUUCGCUCUGUUGGAAUCAAGGAAUCCUGGCUGCUGCCUACUACGACGUUGACCUGCUGGAACUGAGCGCCGUUCAGCAGGCCACAGAACCCCGACCUCAGUACGCUUUAACCAGAAAUCUUAUCCGACAGUACAAUCCACUAUUUUAUCUCGUAUCCGGUUCCAAUGUGUUUCUCAACGAUGUUCCCGAGUUGUUAGACUUUCCGGUGGGGACUAAUUUAUUAAAUUUUGGAGCAGGCAGAAUUGAACCUUGUGAAAAGGCUCGAAUAUGCAGUUUUGGAACCAAAGCUGUUAAGAGUAGUUACGAGCGAGUACUUGCACUCAGUUUGCCGGGUAUGCCAGCUGGGGCUUCGGAAUGUGAAAGGAAACUCUUUCUGGAAAGUGUUCUUCCCUUCAAGCAGGAUCUGCUAAUCCACGCGGUUGCUUGUCUACUCAAGUUGCUGGAUCUCAAUAAGGAAGAUGAUGGACCUCUUUUGAUGAAGAUAACCCUUCUGGCACCCGAAUCACAGUUGAUGAUCGAUGACUUAACCUACCAGGCACUGCAGAUUUUCAACACUAGGCUGCAUCCUUCCGGGUUCAAGAAAAAAUUGGAAGAGAGCUCCUGUUCGUUGAUCAAUUUAUUCAACCGGUGCGCGUCGAAGAUCGGGAAACAGGAAUUGAUGGCUGUACUGCAGCAACCUAUACGAGACCUGAGCGAGCUAAAUCGACGGCUUAAUACGGUACAGUGGCUAGUUGAAGUCCGAAAUGGAAGAACUGUUGGACAAAUGAGAAGUUUUAUCGGUAAUCUAACGAGAGUUCAAAUGUUGUACAGAAAAAUCAUUAACAAAUCGGCAAAAAAUGCGGACUGGGCCUCAUUCAAAAAGAAUGUUCUGUACAGUUAUUUGCUUUGCAAGCUUUGUUCGGAAGCAAAUGAUCCAACACUGCGGGAUACUCCCAUUGACAUACUCUCGAGAUUUGUUUCAAAUCAAGAUAACAUUUUGAAACAGCUUCUUUUCACGUUAAACGAAGUUAUUGACCUGGAAAGAGGUGAACGGGAAAACAAAUUCACCGUUAAACGCGGACUUGAUGCGGAAUUAGAUCGAAUGCACAGCAUAUUUGACGACGCGAAAACGGCAAUAGUGGACUCUUCUCGUUUGGACAUCGGUAAUCUACCGGUUCACGUGAGUGACGUAUACGUAACGUAUCUGGACAACUACGGUUUCGUGUUUAGCAGCAGUGCAGUGGAAAAUCUUCGAGAUCCCACGGUUUUCGAACGCUCCCAGAUGAACUUAUUGCUUCAAUCGGAUGACACCGUUUACUUCCAGAAUGGUCUCUGCCGGGAACUCAACCAUAGUCUUAGUAGUCUUCUGUCAGCCAUGAGAGAACGCGAGCAAAAAUUUCAGGAAAAAUUAGUUGACUUUAUCGAUUGUGCCAUACCGGAAGUGUUGAACGUUUUCAAACUAGCAGCCAAGCUUGACGUUCUGCUGGCUUUUGCUUCUGUGGCCGGAAGUUUGGAUUAUACCCGACCAGUUAUUACUGAGCAAAAAAUUAUUCGAAUCAAAACUGGACGGCAUCCGCUCGUAGAACAGUUCAAAGUCUACCGCCCUAGUAAUAGUGAUAUAGGAGUUACGGAACAAAAUUAUGUGACCAUUAUGGCAUCUGAAGAACCACUUGGAAAGACUAUUUACCUUAAAGAACUGGCUCUAACUUGCUACCUAGCUCACAUUGGAUCCUUUGUUCCAGCCGAAUCGGCUACCAUCGGUCUACUGGACUCAAUCUACACCCGCUUGGACUACCCGGAGUCGGUCUUCAGCGGAAAAUCUUCCUUUAUGGGAGAAUUGUUUCAAAUGUCCAAUAUCCUACAGAACGCAACCAGCAGAUCGCUGGUAUUAAUCGAUGAAUUCGGAAAGGGAACGACCUACUCCGAAGGAAAAUCAUUACUCAUUUCCAGCAUAGAACACAUCCUGCAAAAGGGCGAACAAGCCCCUCUAACUUUAAUUGCAACCCAAUUCACCACCAUCGCCAAUCACCUCGGCGAGAGCCAGUUCCUUCGAACAUAUGCCACACAGUCCGACGACGACGAACAUGACCAGCCAGAGCGGAACAAUGAAUCUAAUUCCACUCCAACCGACAACUGUCAGCAGUGCUUCACCGCCGUCAGCCAGCGGUUGGCUCUAACGCUAAUGAAGAAAUUUCUGACCAACAACGAGAUCAUCGAUCCCCGAGCGGUUGUCGAGCUUUACAAUUUCUUGCCCCUCACGCAAGCCCCAUCAUGUGAAGGUCAGGAUCUAAGCCGCGAAGAAAGCGGGAAAUUGCUUCGAUAG